UUCGGCUGAACGCUGCCCUUUAUGCGUCCCCGAGCCUUUUGACUAAAGCCACCAGGAAAUGGAGCUCUCGUUACCUCUUCGCCUCCGGAGCAUCUCCGUACCUUCACUGCACAAACCAAAGGUGAGAAUUUCUCCGAGAAAUCUAUUGCCCAUACGUAUUCCCUACCCAGUCUUAUUCUCAUCUCCUACUCGAAUGGAAUCCCAAAUGCCUCUCCGCGCCACCCCCACCCAAGAGAACGGCUCCACAGUAACCGCGUCUUCUCCCAUUGAAUCCGGAGGAAGACAAGGUCGAAUCGGAGAAGUGAAGAGAGUCACCAAGGAAACUAAUGUCUCGGUGAAGAUAAACUUGGACGGUACUGGAAUUACUGAUUCUAGUACUGGAAUUCCAUUUCUCGAUCACAUGCUAGAUCAACUUGCUUCGCAUGGAUUAUUUGAUGUUCAUGUGAAGGCAACUGGGGACAUUCACAUUGAUGAUCAUCACACUAACGAAGAUGUUGCUCUUGCUAUUGGAACGGCAUUGCUGCAGGCUCUUGGUGAUAGGAGAGGAAUUAGUAGGUUUGGUGAUUUCUCAGCCCCUCUUGAUGAGGCACUUAUACAUGUGUCAUUGGAUUUAUCUGGGCGGCCACACUUGAGUUAUGAUUUGGAAAUUCCUACUGAGAGAGUUGGAACAUAUGACACUCAGCUGAACUCAUCUCUGGAUAUGAUGACUAGAUGUAAUAGAGUGCACAAUUUUGGAAAUUCUGAAAGCAGUGCUAUGGAUUUGGUGGAGCACUUUUUCCAGUCUCUGGUGAAUACUUCUGGUAUGACACUUCACAUUCGGCAGCUUGCUGGAAGAAAUUCACAUCAUAUUAUUGAAGCAACCUUCAAAGCAUUUGCUCGAGCUCUUCGACAAGCAACCGAAUAUGAUCCACGUCGCCUUGGGACUGUGCCAAGCUCAAAAGGGGUUCUGUCACGAGCUUGAUGCUUCUUGAUUAAUCAUGCAUUGGAUGGCUUAGGCUGGCCUUCGGGUGUUGCUGGCAGUGAAUAUAUUGUAUCAUGCAUUCACCAGUGAGAUGCAUGUUGGUGAUCUCUCAUAGCUUGCGUUAGCAAUAAUCAGUUGAGCUCCAUUUCAACAGAUAGUUUGUUAUUGUACAUCAUAGUUCUGCUGAAGGCUGUCUAAUUUGGGCAACAUAUGGAAGCUAUAAAGGAUGAGUGCUUUUAUGACUAGUUUGUGACUUGUUAACAUAAAGACAUUGAAUAAUGGUGUGUUCUGAACAUGUAUUCGUUCACUUAGCAGGAAAAAGUUGUAUGCACGAACAACAAGUGCUCUUCAUUUCUUAGAAACUCGGUUCUUAAUUUGUUAUUUGCUUUGUUAAAACCUGUCAUUUAUUGAAGUUUUCUUGA
Manihot esculenta (cassava) is the source of this 1383-nucleotide messenger RNA. Its product is annotated as imidazoleglycerol-phosphate dehydratase 1, chloroplastic. The record is from RefSeq and is a predicted model, not a curated record. Bases 59 to 961 code for a protein of 300 amino acids. Gene Ontology annotation, biological process: L-histidine biosynthetic process. Lineage: Eukaryota; Viridiplantae; Streptophyta; Magnoliopsida; Malpighiales; Euphorbiaceae. Gene Ontology annotation, molecular function: imidazoleglycerol-phosphate dehydratase activity. The transcript has 9 exons.